AUGGCUCCAACAAUCGUUCUUAUUAGUGGUGCUAUCAGAGGUUUAGACGGCAUUCUGACAACUGUCUCGCUCAAUAGGAAAAGGUCUCCUGGCCCAAAUACAUUAGCAAACCCGAUCACAUCGUCAUCGCCGCCAAUCGGGACCCUUCGCAUCCAACGUCGAAAGCUCUCUCAGAGCUGCCUACUGGUCCUAAUUCCAAGCUUGGCCCCUCCCCCACAUCCGCUAACCCCCAUUUCCACCCCCAGUCAUCAUCAAAAUCGACGGUUCCUCUCCCACCUCUGCGCAAACCGCCAUCGACACGCUUCCCUCCUCGGAAUAAACCAUAUAGACCUCGUCAUCGCCAACGCUGGUGUAUCUUACGCGUGGCCCUCUGUUAUCGAUCUAAAGAUUGAAGAUCUAGAAGGCCAUUUCAUUCCAAAUGUUUAUGGAGCUGUGAGAUUGUAUCAGGCGACUUUGUCUUUGUUAUUGAAGAGUAAGGAUCCAAAAUGGGUUAUUAUUGGGAGUACGGCGGGGAUGAUCACUAACCAACUCCCCAUCCCGAACGGUGCCUAUGGCCCCUCCAAGGCCGCCAUCCACUGGCUCACCAAACGCAUGAACGUCGAGAGCCCCCCGUUAAACGCCUUCGUUCUUGAUCCCGGCUGGUUCCAAACCGAGCUCGGUAACGCGGGUGCCGUCUAG
Botrytis deweyae is the source of this 678-nucleotide messenger RNA. RefSeq lists its product as uncharacterized. NCBI's taxonomy places the organism in Eukaryota, Fungi, Ascomycota, Leotiomycetes, Helotiales, Sclerotiniaceae. The coding region runs from base 1 to 678 and encodes 225 amino acids. Gene Ontology annotation, cellular component: intracellular anatomical structure. The record is from RefSeq and is a predicted model, not a curated record. Gene Ontology annotation, molecular function: oxidoreductase activity, acting on NAD(P)H, oxygen as acceptor. The transcript is spliced from 4 exons.